Dentiscutata erythropus is the source of this 137-nucleotide messenger RNA. The record is from the annotation of a GenBank genome assembly. Lineage: Eukaryota; Fungi; Glomeromycota; Glomeromycetes; Diversisporales; Gigasporaceae.
GACAGAUUAUGGUUUGGAUAGAGGAGUGUGUGUUGUCAGUAGGAGUAAGUGGUUUUAAAGUAGAGAAAAGAGGAUUAUGUAUUUGUUUUUCUUUGCUUGAAAGAGAAGAUUCCAGAGAUAAGAGUAGUAUUGUUGAA